This is a messenger RNA of Saitoella complicata NRRL Y-17804, 1039 nucleotides long. RefSeq lists its product as uncharacterized. NCBI's taxonomy places the organism in Eukaryota, Fungi, Ascomycota, Saitoellomycetes, Saitoellales, Saitoellaceae. Bases 173 to 922 code for a protein of 249 amino acids. The transcript has 4 exons. The record is from RefSeq and is a predicted model, not a curated record.
GCUUCCUAGUGGGCUAUUCUUGGUAUCAGCUUACCGCUUAUGUGCGGAGACGGGUAUAUAUUGCUUGUGGGCCCAGCUGGUUGUGGAGGAAGGAUCAAGUCGAACAACGUCGUUCUCUGAAGAUACCCACUUCUACAGACGCUACACUCGUUACAACACAAUAUAGACAAGCAUGAAGACUACUCUCUACACGCUCGCUGCUCUGGUCUCUGCCUUGACGGCUCAAGCCAUCAUGGUCACCUCCCCCAACCAAUACACAGUCUGGUCCUCUGCCGCUAACUCCUCCACCGCAAUCACCUGGACAUCCGUCUCCACCGACCCCUCAACCUUCGACAUCUACCUCGUCGACAUGACCUCCUCCCCCUCCUACUCCUCCCUCCUCCCCCUCCUACUCCUCCCUUCUCGCUUCCGACGUGAGCACGAUGGGAACUUGCAUACUGGGGAGACCGUGCAGGUCAACUUCGUGGCACUGGGGAAGCCGGAACAGAUCUAUGCCCAGAGUGGACAGUUUGAUAUCGUUGAGGCGGCGGCUGCGGAGAGUUCUUCGGCGGCUGCGUCAAGCACCAGUGCCACUGCGAGUGCUUCUUCCACUUCUGCCUCCGCUUCGUCUACCAGUGCUGCUGCCUCCGGGAGCGCGAGUGCCUCAUCUGCUAGGUCAGUCGAUGCCUCUUCCUCCUCAAGUGCAGCCGCUGCCGUCGCUUCUUCUGCUUCCGGUUCUGCUACCUCGAGUAUGAGGAGUGCAGCUUCGUCCAUCUCUCGUGCUGCCGCUUCUGCCUCUGGAUCUGGAUCCGCCGCUGCUGCUUCUGCUUCGGGAAGUGCUGUGGCGUCUACUGGUGCCGGUGUCUCGAAUGUGAAGAUGUCUGGGGCUGCGUUGUUGGGGAUGGGUGUUGCUGUCAUUGCUGGUGGUGCUCUCGUCAUGUAAAUUGACGAUACCGGUUGGAAGUAAUUCGCAUUUUCGGUGCUGGGGCGCUCGACACAUCGGUUAAAGCCCGGUUUUAUUUGGUUUAAUUUGAUUGGUGAUCAUUUGGAAGGAGAUGGU